Hippocampus comes (tiger tail seahorse) is the source of this 2227-nucleotide messenger RNA. It is a transcript of the gene slc9a5, whose product is annotated as solute carrier family 9 member A5. Gene Ontology annotation, biological process: proton transmembrane transport; sodium ion import across plasma membrane; potassium ion transmembrane transport. The record is from RefSeq and is a predicted model, not a curated record. Gene Ontology annotation, molecular function: sodium:proton antiporter activity; potassium:proton antiporter activity. Gene Ontology annotation, cellular component: plasma membrane. Bases 27 to 2138 code for a protein of 703 amino acids. Lineage: Eukaryota; Metazoa; Chordata; Actinopteri; Syngnathiformes; Syngnathidae. The transcript has 15 exons.
CGGGACGCCCCGGGCUCGGCGGGAACAUGCCUGCGCUGGUGCCCGUGCGCGUGCGCGUCACGGCGCUGCUGCUGCUGCUGCUUCCGCUGCCGGCGCUCGUGGCUUCCGGAGCCGCCGGCGGUACCGUCGGCAUCCCCGGCUCGUCUCCCGCCGCCGCAGAGGAGCAUCGGAACCACGGCGGCGGGGGGUACCGCGUGGUCCAGUGGGAGUGGACGUACGUGCAGACCCCAUACGUCAUCGCCGUCUGGCUCCUGGUGGCCAGCGUGGCCAAGAUCCUGUUCCACCUGUCGCAGCGCUUCACCACGGUGGUUCCCGAGAGCUGCCUGCUGAUCCUGCUGGGUCUGGCGCUGGGCGGCUUGGUUCUGCUGGCCAACGAGAAGCAGCUGUACCAGCUGGAGCCCGCCCUCUUCUUCCUCUUCCUGCUGCCCACCAUCGUGGGCGACGCCGGCUACUUCAUGCCCGCCCGCCUCUUCUUCGACAACCUGGGCGCCAUCCUCACCUACGCCGUGGCGGGAACGCUGUGGAACGCUUUCUGCACGGGGUUCGCGCUUCACGCCGCCAGCCUGGUGGGACUGAUCGACCGGCGCGUGGAGGCGGGCCUGAUGGACUUCCUGCUGUUCGGAGCGCUGAUCUCGGCCGUGGACCCGGUGGCCGUGUUGGCCGUCUUCGAGGAGGUUCACGUCAACGACAUGCUCUUCAUCAUCGUCUUCGGAGAGUCGCUGCUCAAUGACGCCGUCACCGUGGUGCUGUACAAGGUUUACAUUUCCUUUGUGGAAGUCGGGGUGGAGAACGUGCAGACGGCCGACUACUUCAAAGGGAUCGCGUCCUUCCUGGUGGUCAGCGUGGGCGGGACCUUGGUGGGUCUGGUCUUCGCCGUCCUCCUCAGCUUCAUCACGCGCUUCACCAAAAAGGUUCGAAUCAUCGAGCCGCUCUUCGUCUUCCUGAUGGUCUACCUGGCGUACCUCACCGCCGAACUCUUCUCGCUGUCCGCCAUCUUGUCAAUGACCUUCUGCGGCAUCGGCGCCAACAAGUACGUGGAGGCCAACAUCUCGCAGAAGUCUCGGACCACCGUCAAGUACACCAUGAAAACGUUGGCCAGCAUCGCCGAGACCCUCAUCUUCAUCUUCCUCGGCAUCUCGGCCGUCGACAAGUCCAAGUGGGCCUGGGACACGGGCUUGGUCGCCUGCACCCUCGUCUUCAUCUUCAUCUUCAGAGCCGCGGGUGUGGUGGGUCAGACCUGGGUCCUGAACCGCUUCCGUCUGGUCCCGCUGGAAAAGAUCGACCAGGUGGUGAUGUCCUACGGUGGCCUGCGGGGGGCCGUGGCCUUCGCUCUGGUGGUCCUGCUGGACGGCAAACGCGUCAAGGCCAAAGACUACUUUGUGGCCACCACCAUCGUGGUGGUCUUCUUCACCGUCAUGUUCCAGGGCUUGACCAUCAAACCGCUGGUCAAGUGGCUGAAAGUUCCUCGCUCCACCAGCAGGAAGCCCACCAUCAACGAGGAGAUACACGAGAGGGCCUUCGACCACAUCCUGACGGCGGUGGAGGACAUCGCAGGCCUUCAGGGCUAUCACCACUGGCGGGACAAAUGGGAGCAGUUCGACAAGAAUCACCUGAGCAAGCUCCUGCUGCGCAAGUCGGUGUACAGGAAGAGCGAGCUGUGGGAGGCCUACCAGAAGAUCAACAUCCGAGACGCCAUCAGCCUCAUCGACCAGGGCGGGAAUGUUUUGACUUCGGCCAGACUCUCGCUGCCCUCCAUGAGCGGCGGGGCUUCCUUCCCAGACGCCUCCAACGUCACCAACUACCUGCGCGAGAACGGCAGCGGCGUGUGUUUGGACCUUCAGGUCAUCGAUAACGUUCCGGGCGGCAAGGUGGAGGAGGACAUGGAGACCCAUCAUUUCCUGGCCGAAAACCUCUACAAACCCAGGCGGCGGUCGGCACUUCAUGCCGGCGGGCGAGAAAGAGCGUCAAGAUCGCGAGGUUUUCCAGAGGAACAUGAAGAGCCGCAUGGAGACCUUCAAGUCGGCGCGGCACAAGCGGCACAAGAAGGAGCGAGCGCUCAAGAAGCGACGAGGUUCCGACGCCAAAGACGACGCCGGGGACAAAGCCGGAAGGAACCUCGGCUGGCGGGACCGAGAUGAAGAUGAGGAUCAAGGCGAGCGUCCAGACCCCGAGAAGGACGAAGAUGUCGGGAUCACUUUCAUUGCCAUGAAACCGGAAACUCCCAAAC